AUGGGAUCAUCACAAUCAAAAGAAGAGGUAAUUAAAGCACAAAGCGAAAUUAAACAAAUUUUAGAAACUAGAUCAAUUAAUAUUACCUCUAAUAGUAAUUUAGUCGAAACAGCAGAAAUGGCUGAAGAAUUUAGUUUAAGAACAGCAGCAAACUUAUUGCCCUCUGUGGACGAUACAGAGAAUACUACUAAACAAUUAAUUAAUGCUAUAGAAUUGUAUGACGCACAAGCAGAUGGAGAUGGUGGCGCAGUCAAAAUUUUAAGAGUGGCUAAUGAAAAAAUUGCAAUUAAUACGUUUGCUAAUGGUCUACGUAACCAUGAAUUGCGAACAGUUAUUAAGGCGCGAAAUUAUGCAAAAUUGAAAGACGCGAUUAGUGGCGCGAAAGAUGAAGAAAUUUCAAAGAAAGCUUCAUCUUCAUCACAAGUUUUUCAUACGCGUAACAAGAGUGAUUCGAGACAAAAUAACGCGUAUAGGGGUAAUUCGCGUUCAAACGGAAACAACAGGGGAAGUUAUAGAAAUAAUAGCAAUCACACUAACAGAAAUAAUAAUUAUAAUUCCCGGAAUAGCAAUUACAAUAACCAAAACAAUCGUCAGCGUGAUAAUAAUAACUUUAGAGGACGAAAUAACGGUCGUUAUAAUAACAGAAAUCAAAGAUCAGGUAAUAAUAGAUACAAUCAAAAUAAUAAUAAUCAAAGAUGUAACGUGAUAGGAAGUGGUGAAAACAGAGAAAACGGUAGUACCAAUUCAGGAGCUACAGUAAGUAUUAUUUUUGCAUCUCAUUUGAGUGACAACCAGUAUAUUGAUUCCUCAGAAAAAAUUAAAAUCAACGGUAUAGCUGGUUCAACAUAUGCAAAAGGAAAAACAAAUAUUACAUUUUUAUUAGGAAAUACUAAAGUUAGUCAUGAUUUUCAUGUUGUAGAUGAAUGUGGUAGCGAUAUGCAUGGAGUUUUAGGAGCUGAUUUUCUUUUGAAACAUGCAGCUAUUAUUGAUUACGAAAAAUACUUAUUUCUAUUUUGGAAUAAGGGUGAGAAAAUUUCAAUACCUCUUGAUUCAAAAUUCAAUUAUUGUACAACAAUACCACCAAGGUGUGAAAUAAUAAAGCAUUUUUUGGUAGAUAACAAUGACGAUAGUGUAAUCGUAUCCCAAGAAAUUUGUAAAGGUGUAUAUGCAGCGGGACUAAUUGUUAGACCUGUUAAAAAUAUGAUUCCGAUCCAGUUACAAGACGGAGCAACGCCCGUUUACGUGAAACCGUAUCGGUUGCCGCACGCACAGAAAGCAGAGAUUCAUAAGCAAAUUGACAAAAUGUUAGCGGACGGUAUUGUAGAAAAAAGUAAAUCAAGUUGGAAUAGUGCUCUUUUAUUAGUUCCGAAAAAAGCAGACAGUAAUGAUUCAUUAGGUGGAGCUAUGUAUUUUUCACAUUUAGAUUUGGCACAAGGAUAUCAUCAAAUCGAAUUAGACUCUGAAUCCAGACAGUAUACAGCAUUUACGACAGACAGAGGACAGUAUCAGUUAACUAGAUUACCAAUGGGAUUAAAAAUUAGCCCUAGUGCGUUUGCUAGAGCAAUGACGAUUGCCAUGUCAGGCUUAAAUUAUGAGAGUCAUGUGAUAUCAGCAAAUGGUAUUUCACCAGAUCCGGAAAAAAUCCGCGUUAUGCAACAGUAUCCUGUCCCUAAAGAUGCGAACGAAACAAAGCGUUUUGUAGCAUUUGCUAAUUAUUAUCGAAAAUUUAUUAAAAACUUUGCUGAAAUUGCAGCACCUUUGAAUCAUUUAUCAAAGAAAAGAGUAAAAUUUUCAUGGAACGACGAAUGUCAAAAAGCUUUUGAAACAUUGAAAAAUGUCUUAAUUAAUCCGCCAAUCUUGCAGUACCCAGAUUUUUCAGAAAAUAAUCAUUUUAUCAUAAGAACUGAUGCUUCAGGUAAAGCCUUAGGAGCAGUUCUAUCGAACGCUAAUGGUAUGCCUGUUGCUUAUGCUAGUAGAACUCUUAAUAAAUCAGAGAAAAAUUAUUGUACUGUUGAGUUAGAGCUUCUUUCUAUUGUAUGGUCGGUCAAAAAAGUUCAGACCAUAUCUGUUUGGUAA
Diorhabda carinulata is the source of this 2076-nucleotide messenger RNA. RefSeq lists its product as uncharacterized. Bases 1 to 2076 code for a protein of 691 amino acids. The transcript has 7 exons. The record is from RefSeq and is a predicted model, not a curated record. Lineage: Eukaryota; Metazoa; Arthropoda; Insecta; Coleoptera; Chrysomelidae.